This is a messenger RNA of Suillus fuscotomentosus, 1814 nucleotides long. RefSeq names its product DnaJ-domain-containing protein. Bases 89 to 1729 code for a protein of 546 amino acids. Gene Ontology annotation, molecular function: nucleic acid binding; zinc ion binding. The transcript has 7 exons. Gene Ontology annotation, cellular component: cytoplasm. The record is from RefSeq and is a predicted model, not a curated record. Lineage: Eukaryota; Fungi; Basidiomycota; Agaricomycetes; Boletales; Suillaceae.
GUACGUGUGUGAUUUCGGGAGCAAUUGGACACUAAUGGGCACGGAAUUCUCUGUACUGCGAUCGCAGUGAUACUAAGAGCAUACGUUCAUGGGUGCACGCGAAUCCACCGGACGCAACACGGAAUCCGAAGAUGCGGUCCCUGACUACUACGAGUUGCUGGGUGUCGAAGAAUCGGCAAACGGAGACGAGAUCAAGAAAGCCUUUCGAAGAUUGGCCCUUGUUCAUCAUCCUGACAAGAAUAAAGAUGAUGUUGAAGGUGCUACCAAAAGAUUCGCCGCUAUUCAGCAAGCAUAUGAGGUGUUGAGUGAUGACCAGGAAAGAGCCUGGUAUGACUUUCACAAAGCAUCUCUGGCACCAGAACCUGAUGCAGAGGCUGUCUUCGAGGACAUCCGAAAAGGCGCCCCACCUCCCCGUGCCCGCGACCGGGGGCUGACUGUCAGACAUCUCGCUCGAUUUUUUGAUGCGACAGUCUGGUCAGGCUUUGACGACAGCGAGAAUAGCUUCUUCACAAUCUAUCGCAAUCUCUUUACACGCUUGGCACAGGAGGAGAACCUCAUCUCCCAGAUCGAGUAUCCCAGCUUUGGAGACGCCUCCUGGCCUUGGUCCACACCCAAAUCCACAAAUACGCCCGCCGCACGCAAUUUCUAUAAUGCAUGGCUUAACUUCGCGACUCUCAAGGAUUUUGUAUGGACGGAACAGUGGAAUCUUGCAGAGGCACCCGAUCGCCGAGUGCGACGGCUCAUGGAGAGAGACAACAAAAAGGCCAAGGAUGAGGCGCGAAAGGACUAUAAUGAGACUAUCAGAGUGAUUGCUUACAGCUACAUCUUACUCAAACAUUUUCUAAAUUUCGGUGCGCAGCAACUGGCUACUUUUAUUCGCAAGCGCGACCCGCGAUACAAGAUUCAUCUCGCUGCACAAUCUCAAGCCAACAAAGUCUUAUCCGAAGCUAAAGCCCCCACAUCUGGGUCCUCCACUCCACGCCCCCAGCCUGCCAAGCCUUAUGUAGAGCAAGCUUGGCAAAGAACAGGCGGUAUGGAUCAUGAUGCUGAUGCUGACCUCGAAUGGGCGGCAGGUGAAGGUAACGCAGAGGAAUGGGAGUGUGUUGCAUGCGGGAAGACGUUUCGCAGCGAAGCUGCAUGGGACAGCCACGAGCGUAGCAAGAAGCACAUGCGUGAGAUCGAGAGACUGAAGAGAGAGAUGUGGCAAGAGGAAGAAGCACUCCAGCAUGGGCUGGAGGAGGGAGAAAGCGACGAGAUCCAGGAGGUGGAUGGAGGCUUCGAUAGCAAGUUCGUUCCUCCACCCCCACCAACGCCUCCAGAGCCGGUACUCGAAAAUGUAGACGAAGAUGAAGUUGGUUCACCCACAGAGGAACUCCCGGCUGAGGAUGACCAACUAGUACGCAAAAAAGAAAAAAAGAAAAAAUGCAAGCCCCAAACAAGACCAUCAAGCGAUGCGCCAGCAUCCUCCCCCCCACCAAAAAGUAAGGAUGAUUCUCAGGAAGUGAUGUCUUCCCAGCCUGAGCUUUCAAAACGGGAAAAACGAAAGCUUCGAGAGGCGAAGAAAGCCACCAAUGUUGUCGAGGCAGAACACAGUAUGGUUUGCAACGUGUGCAAAUCACCCUUUGAGAGCCGUACAAAGCUAUUUACACACAUCCGCGAAACAGGACACGCGCUUGCUGAAUCCGCCGAAGAGCCGGCGCGAGGGAAGAAAGGGCGCAAGGGGCGAUAGUGGUCGGGUUGACGAUGAAGAUCGCCAUCGUAUACCAGAUAGAAAAUGGGUCACCGGAACGCAUAGCAUCUUGACACCCUAGAAC